Molecule: messenger RNA, 1695 nt
Organism: Acanthamoeba castellanii str. Neff
Lineage: Eukaryota; Discosea; Longamoebia; Acanthamoebidae
Exons: 9
Coding region: 1-1695 (564 amino acids)
Biological process (GO): ubiquitin-dependent protein catabolic process; protein polyubiquitination
Molecular function (GO): ubiquitin protein ligase activity
Source: RefSeq, a predicted model, not a curated record
AUGGACGUAGUCCGCGAUGAAGACGCCGCAUCAACUUCGAAGCAACAUGCCCUCGGCAGCGGUGAAGAUGAGAAGAACAAGGCGCCAUCGGCAUUGUCGACCGACGAUUCUACAAAGAUGAUGGAAUCAUCCGACCCACCGCCCCCCAGCAGCAGCAACGAGCUGGCUAUGAGCGACGAGGAGCUGGCCCGGCUCCUGGCCAAGCAGUUCGAAGAGGAGGAGGUGCGCGCCCUCCAAGAUGACGAGUCCUUUGCGCGCCAGCUGCAGGAGAUGGAGGAGCGCGAGCGCCAGCGACAGAGAGCCGACCAGCGCCGCCAGCAGCAGCACUUCCAGCAGCUCCAGCAGCAGCAGCAGCAGCAGCAACAACAUCAGCAACAGCAACAGCCCCAACAGCAGCAACAACAACUCCAGCAGCAACAGCAGCAGCUCCAACAGUACCUCCAGAGCGCGCAACGCCACGUGGCCGCUGCAGCGGCCGCCGCCGCGUCGUCGACGAUCAGCACCACCUCUUCGUCGUCGUCGCCGCCGCUGGCGUCGGGCUGGGAGGCCCCGGCCCUGCCCUCCCACUUCCUCUUCGGCCUGACGAGCUCCAGUCCGCCGCCGCCGCCUAUGUCAUCUUCAUCUGCGUCUUCGUCUUCGUCUUCGUCGGCGCCUUCGCCGUCUCCGCUUGUAGCGCCGCCCCCGGCACCAGCGCCGCCCAUGGCGUCCCUCCACGCAGCCCUAAUGAUGGCGAGGGAAAACAAGAGAAAGAGAGAAGAGGAAGAAGAGGGGAGAGGCAUGAAGACGUCGUAUUCGGUGCUGCGGAAGAGCAGGCGGACGGAGGAGGGGGAAGAAGCAGAAGCAGAGGGCAAGAACGAGACGGCGCCGACGACGGAGCAGAAGUCCGACGACCAGCAGCCCGCGACCACCACCUUCACCUGCCCCAUUUGUAACGAGAGUUCUGGUGGUGGUGGCGAUGGUGGUGGUGGACAUCUCACCCGUGGCGCGUUCACCCAGGCCGACAUCACAGAAGACGAGCUCUACACCCACACAACGGAGAAGCACGCCGACGCCGGGCAGGUCCGGAUGGUCUGCCCCAUCUGUGCCGUACGGCCCAACGGAAACCCGAAUUACAAAUCGAGGGACUACCUUGGGCACCUGGACCUGCGCCACAAGCCGGCUCGCCUCCGCAGCAGCGCUGAAACGGCCGCGAUGGAAGCGGCGGCGGCACCGCCACAGCUGCGCCAGUCACGACCGCGCACUCACCUCAUCACGCGCACGGCCCGCGGCUUCCAAAUGAUCUCCAAUCGCUCGCUCGAUACUCUUUUUGACUACCUCAUCCACGUCGAUAGCGACCUUGCUCAGCUGCCUCCCUGCCAGCUGUGCCAUCGCAAGAUGAAGCCGACGCACACGCGGGCCAUACUGGCGUGCGGACAUCACUUCCACGCGCAGUGCCUGCCGUCGGGCUCACCCUCGCCCGUGUGCCCUCUCUGCGAACGGAAGGCGGCGUACUUCGCUGCCAAGGCAUCCGCCGCCGCCUCCUCAACGACGCUGGACCAGCAGCAGCCGCAUACCCCGGAGCAGUCCGACGCUUCGUCUUCGUCGUCGUCUUCGUUGAAGCGAGAAGAGGGCGAGGAAGCCGAAGCCGAAGCUGAGGGAUCGAGCCAAGGACGCAGCGAAGGCGCCGACGAAAACGAAAUGACGUGCGAGGACUGA